Molecule: messenger RNA, 8467 nt
Organism: Pocillopora meandrina
Lineage: Eukaryota; Metazoa; Cnidaria; Anthozoa; Scleractinia; Pocilloporidae
Source: the annotation of a GenBank genome assembly
AUGGCACCAAAAGGCGGUUACAGGAGAAUUUCUGGUGAUGACGACAAUAAAGUCAGUUUUGCAUCUUCUCUUAUCUUCCGUUGGAUGAACGGAGUCUUUAAGAAGGGAAGCCAAAAACCUUUGGAUCAAAAUGACUUUUUACCCUUGUCAGAGGAGAACUCUGGCCGUUUUGUCACCGACAGGCUUCGAAAAAGCUGGGAAAGCGAGAAACGUCAUUGCAAGACAAAUGGGAAAAGGCCCAAACUUUGGAAAUGCGUGUUUGAUAUGCUUUCUGCCAAAGAUGUUAUCAUCAUUUUGACGGGGAAUAUAUUGUCUGCAACAUCUCUCCUUCUCUUUCCACUGUUUCUCGGGUAUCUUCUUUCUAAGCUUAUGUCAACUGAGGCAGAAAAUACUUAUCAGCUCUAUGCCUUAGCUAUGUGUCUCAAUGGUUUGAUCGGUGGUCUUGGUAUGCACCAGCGAAGCUACAGAUGUGAAAUAUUGGGGAUUAAAAUAGGAAGCGCCCUGAGGGAACUGAUGUACCACAAGGUAGGCACGAUCCUAGAGAGCGUUUUAUGCAUUUUUCGAAGGCUCAAAUGAUUUUUCUAAUAUCCUAAACACCCAAAUAAAAUCGCGCAAACUUGAACACAUUUAUCUAUUCCGAUAAAGAAUUAUUUUUUCUAGAAAUCUGAUCGAUUGCAAUCGGCUUAUGCUAUGUGGAGACCUGGGAGGAGACGGUUAUUAAACAUCAUCGCUAGUUGCUGCUUCUGCGAGAGCAAGCAAUCCUGCUAACCAACAAAAGAAUCGAAGAAACAAACAGUUAUUUAGCCUGUGGUUAACGUGGAAGUAGGCUACAGAAACCAUAACGUACACGGCCGCGCUUCUGAAUGAGAUUCAAAAUGGCACCGUGGUUGUCGCUCUUUUUACACAUUAUUUUAAAGAUAAUUCGGUAGAGGUUUGGUUACUCUCGUCUCGAAACAAAGUCAUUGUUAUGCGGAGGAUUAAAAUCAGAUCUUUUAUGGAACAUACUUCUUCUUUAACGUCUAAUCUGUACUCUCUUUCAGACGCUUCUACUCAGCAAGCAAACGUUACUGAAAUUCACUGCAGGGCGCUUAUUUGACCUGAUAUCCAAUGAUGUAAAAAGGAUGGAGGAAGAGACAGUCAAGUUUAUUAUCUUAACCGUUUUCGCAGUCCCUGCUUAUGCUGGGGCAAUAUUCCUUAUCUAUUAUUUCAUUGGUUGGCAGGCUGUCACGGGUGUCUUCCUCCUGUGUAUUCUCAUGCCAUACGCUGCCGUCUUGUCCUAUGCUAAUGGUAAGCUGCGCUUGCGCACAGCUACAGUGUCGGAUCAGCGAAUCUCCCUAAUGAAUCAAGUAGUUUCCGGGAUCCGCGCGGUCAAAAUGCGUGCGUGGGAGGACGAAUAUGGACGAGAGAUAAAACGUGUAAGAAGGUAAGGUAAAUUAUCAUUUUUAAUCAAAAGUAGGCUCAUACAACUAUGUUUAUUCAUUCCUGUAAUUGCUGAUCCAAAUUAUCAGACCACAAGUCUGCUUCGUCUCAGUUAAGAACUUUAUUAGCUAAGCAAUACAAACAAGUCCCCCCCAAAAAAAGCUUUGGACCGCUGUAUAAGCAUAAGUGUCUCAUGUAAUCCAUUCCAUAACCAGAAGACUGGCCGGUCAGUUAAAAAAUAUCAGGAUGUACUGAGUAGAUAGUGUUGAAAAUGCACUCUGAUAAUGAUUGGCUACUCAAACUCCGAAUAUCCAUUGCAAUUUACCUUUAAGCGACUCGCGUGGGAUUUUUUUUUUUUGUAUUUUAUUAAUUUUUAUUAAUUCAAAGUUACAUACAUUUUUCAUAAACAAACAUAAUUCACAUAAACAGACAGACACGGUACAUCAUAUAUCUACAUACACAAUCCACAGUUCCUCUUAGCUCUCCUCGGCUUCUAAACAUAAUACUAGUACAGUGCAGCAACAAACAUGAGAUUCUAUAUCAUCUAAUAAUUUUUGUACUAGUCCCAUUUCAUAUUAUGAGCUUUUAGCUUAUUAUUUGAUUUUGCGAUCAUUGUCUCGAGUUGGUGGAUCGUUUUAAUUUUGAGGUUUAAUACUUUAAUUGAAGGAAGAGAUUUGUUCUGUCGGCAAGAAUAUAAAUACUGUUUGGCAAUUAUUAAAAUAUGAUUGAUUAAUAAUUCGUCUUCGCACCUUAAAAUACCAAACAUUAUAUCUUUUUCAGAGAGGUGUUUUAUCUUUACGCCUUGAUUAUGAACCACUUUAUUACCUCAGCCCAGAAAUCCUUAGUAUAACGACAAGAAAUAAAAAAGUGCUCCCAGGACUCGUUCAUUUCGCCACAAAAGGAACACGCCGGGGAUGGAAUAAUACCGAUUUUGUUUAAAAAAGAAUUUGUGACAAGACACCUGUUAAGUAGUUUAUACUGGAAUUCACGCGAUUUUGUGUCUAAGGAAGUUCGAAAUGGCAAGCUGUAAAUCUCUUUCCAUUCUAAAACAUCAUUAACAAAAUGAGUGCGUGGGAUUGGCACCCGAAAAUAUUGUAAUCGUUUUUACCUCAUUGUCGGUAAAAAGAAAGUGGAUAUCACCUUUACUUCAGAGAAUAAUCGAUCAUUCUUAUGGUUAGAACAUCUCAUCGAGUCUAACUUCUCUUCAGUGGGUAUUAUUUUUCAUACCCUGUCGUGGGGUCGCAAAAGACGCACUUAAACAAACAGGCUAGGUGAACGAUGAGGAAGGCUUGCCGCCUGCUCAUCUCGUUAAUAUUUCAAACUAGAGAGAACACUGACGACGAGUUGGUUCGACAGAAUGCCCACAUAACCUAUGAUCAACUUUUAUUUUCAGAAAUGAAAUCAUCGUCAUUUCGAAGAGGACAGCCAUUCAGUCAAGUAUCGAUGCCUUGUCAUACAGUGCAACACCACUGGCCACUCCGGUGUCGGUAAUUACUAUGGUGCUUAAUGUUUUUAUGCUCCUGUCGUUUAUGGGUGUUUUAAAAUUGAGUGGCACGAUCGUUAUGACAUCUGGUUUAAUGGUAACGUAUGACGCCUACGUUUCGCUCGGAAGAAUCGAAGAAUUCCUACCUUUGGAAAAUCUGUUUCAAGCCUCGGAGAAUGAUGAAAGCAACGAGCCCCAACAAAAAACGAAAAGUACCUCAGGUAACGAAAAUUGCAGUUACUCGAAAAAAAAAGAGGAAAAUACGGACGAAGUUUCCCUCUUUCGUAAAGGAACAGAAUUAGGGCCUGCUAUACUGUGUGUGUCAAAUUUAAGCUACGCCAAAACGCAUCAUGAAGAUGAAUUUAUUCUACAGGAUAUCAACUUCUUUGCACCUUCAAAGAGUUUAACAGCCAUCACCGGCCCGGUUGGAAGUGGGAAGUCUACUCUUCUCUCAGCGAUCGCUGGUGAAGUUUCGAACACUAGUGGGACGAUUGAUUAUCAAGGUUCUGUCAUUUACUUGCCUCAAACUGCUUGGGUGUUCUUGGGAACGAUAAAAGAAAAUAUUCUCUUUGGUUAACCCUUCGAGGAGUCCAGAACAGAAUAAUUGAAGUCUGCGCUCUGAGGGAAGACUUUCAGCGGUUACCUGGUGGUGACCAAACAGUUGCUGGAGAACGUGGCGAGGUUCUGAGUGGAGGACAACAGGCGAGAGUAAGUUUAGCUCGUGCAGUUUAUGCUGACGGAGAUAUUUAUCUAUUGGAUGAUCCACUGAGUGCUGUCGAUUUUAAAGUUGCCCAAAACAUCUUUAACAAUUGCAUCAAAGAUCUACUAGGCGAUAAAAUCGUUCUGUUUGCAUCUCAUCAGCGACAGCACAUGGAAACUGCUGAUCAAGUGAUUGUGUUAUACAAAGGGUGUGUCCUCGACAAGGGAAGCUUUACUGAGCUGCACGAAAAAGGUGUAAUUAAUUCAAAUGUUGACCCGUUCUAUAAAGCAGCUUUGAAGGACAAAACAGACUCAUCUUGGCCGUUCUCCUGGGAAGAUAAGGAGGAACACGAUGUUGUUGAAAAAUGCCAGAAAAAACAUCCUCUGCCCAAUGAAGCGAAGAUUUUGGAGAUAGCAAAGGAGGAUCGUACAAUCGGAGUUGUGACAUCCAAGCUCUAUUGGGACUACUUCAGAAGUGGAGCACAUCCUUUGAUGAUAACUGGAAUGGUCGGUUUAAGUCUCCUUACUCAGGGUAAACUUAUUGUUAGAGUGAGUUACAAACGUUGAGUCAGGCCCUAACAGGGAAUACAGCUAUAUUUCUAUAUUUCUUUUAUUCUAUUUCUUGCAAAUCACUUCACAAUGGCUAUGUUUUUAACUAACAAUACACUUUGUUUUUAGAUUAGAUGGUAGAGGAAAGAGACACUACACAAAUUUCUGACCAUACUCCCGAUAUCUUACUUAGUCGUACAAGCGCGAGGCAAGUGCAAAUGAAUGGCGAGUCAUGCGCGAAAGGAAGAUCUGUUAUUUUUCUCCCCCGCGUUUCCCUUGCACUUGCCUCCACUUGCCUGAAAAAGGUAAAAAAAGAAAAUCACUCGUUCUACAACCUAACUUUCUGCAACCAAAGUCAGUUGUCUUACAAUAUUUAUGGGUAACAUGGUUGACUUCUUCAUCUAUUCUGUGACGCGUUGGUACUUACAUUAACAUCCCUUGGAUACCAACGGUAGUAGCUAACCCAGGCGAGUUGUGUCUAGGCCCCGUAAAUCUUGCAAUGUUCAACUGAAUUAUUAUAUAGCACUACAUAUUAACGAUGUUUCUUUCAGCCAUCAUAGCUGCUCCAGACUUGUGGCUCUCGUUUCUUGCAAGGCUAAGCCCAGAAGAUCAGAAGAACAAGACUUAUCUAUCUGUCUUCGCCUGUCUGGUUGGCGCGUGUUUUAUAUUUACUAUCGUUCGGGCUUAUGGAUUCUUCCAUGUUUGUCUAAAGUGCGCCGAGCGACUUCACGAUGAAAUGGUUGUAGCCAUUUUACAAGCACCUGUCCUGUUCUUUUAUUCAAAUCCAGUGGGACGAAUCCUAAAUCGCUUCUCCAAUGAUCUUGGCUACGUAGAUGAGUUGUUACCCAAAACAAUCCUGGUAGCAAUGCAGAUGCUCUUAGCGAUAUUUGCCCAAAUUCUGUUGACAGUUUCCACAAAUGUUUGGCUGGUGUUUCUUGUUGUUCCAAUUUCCGUGCUGGUCGUUUUUCUAUCCAAUUAUUACUUGAAGAUUGUCAGAGAACUAAAGAGGUUAGAGUCGAUAUCCCGAAGCCCAGUGUUCGCUCAUUUUUCGGAGACCCUGAUAGGACUUGACACGGUUCGUACGAGAGGAAAACAGACAGGUUUUGUGGAUGCACUUUACAGGUAUGUUGGAGACAUUGAUUCAGUGUGUGGUGCCUUCUGAUUAAAUAUCCGAAAGAUCACUUCCGUGACAACAUCUUAGUCUUAGGUAUGCUCCAUUCGUCCAGAUGAAGUGAGAGUCGCUCGAGCCGAGUUUGUUAACGAUAUGGGUACUUUUCCACUAAAAAUGAUAAGUUCCCUCCCCCCUCAAAAAAAAAAAAUUCUUAAUUGUUCACUAUCACAACUAAAUCUUGUAAACUAAGUAUAACAUUUAUCAGAAGGAGAACACGAGUGGCACUUGUCUCUAUUUCCUGUUAAACUCAUAUUGGUAAUAGCACUGAGUGGAGUCCAAUUCGGUCCGUAAUCAUACGAGUUAUUAACAAUAGCGGGCGACUGCGAGGCGGGAGUCUGGUUUUUUCAAUCACGAGUAUGAUUAAAAACAGAAUUGGACGACAUGAAGUUCUCUUACAAAUUAGGAGACCAGUGUCCUCUUCGGCCUGACAAUGUAACAGAGCCCUUCAGCAAAUCCCGCCCGACACCCCACUCCCUUAAAAAGAUAUUACUCUCCAAGAAACAUCCGUAACCUUCUAGCUAACUGUCCGAAAGAUCACUUCCGUAGCCAUAUCUAAAUCUUAGGUAUGCUCCAUUCGUCGAAAUGAAGUGAGAGCCGCUAGUGCCGAGUUUGUUAACGAUAUGGAUACUUUUCCAUUAAAAAUGGUGAAUUCUUAAAAAAAAGACCAAAUCUUAAUUGUUCACUAUCACAACUACAUCUCUUAUACUAAGUACAACAUUUAUCAGAAGGAGAAGACGAGUGGCACUUGUCUGUAUUUCCUGCUAAACUCAUAAUGGAGUCCAAUUCGGUCAGUAAUCAUAAGAGUAAUUAACAAAAGCGGACGACUGUGAAGCGGGAUGUCUGAUUUGUUAAACUACGAUUACUAUUAAUGACAGAAUUGGACGACAUGACGGUCUAGAUCUCUUACCAAUUGAUCAAAACUGUGACAAAAUUAGAGAAAGAAACUAGACCACAGUUAUACAUUUUCAAAAAAAAAACUCGGCGAACUUCGCAGCAACAGCCCGCGCAUACACUUACACGCAGGCAUGACUUCUCGACUGUCCUAUUACACUGUCCAACUACAAGCAUGACACUUACACUGUCCUAUUAGUGCUUAUAUCGGGCUGGUGAUAACCAAUCACAUUCCAUAAAUUUGUUACAGUUUUGACUAAUCGUGAAAUUUAAGUACAACAUUUAUCAGAAGGAGAAGACGAGUGGCACUUGUCUGUAUUUCCUGCUAAACUCAUAAUGGAGUCCAAUUCGGUCAGUAAUCAUAAGAGUAAUUAACAAAAGCGGACGACUGUGAAGCGGGAUGUCUGAUUUGUUAAAACCACGACUAUUAUUAAGGACAGAAUUGGACGACAUGAUGAUCUAGAUCUCUUCCCAAUUAAUCAAAACUGUGACAAAAUUAGAGAAAAACUAGACUACAGUUAUACAUUUUCACAAAAAAACUCGGCGAACUUCGCAGCAACAGCGCGCACAUACACCUACACGCAGGCAUGACUUCUCAACUGUCCUAUUACACUGUCCAAUUACAAGCAUGACACUUACACUGUCCUAUCAGUGCUUAUAUCGGGCUGGUGAUAACCAAUCACAUUCCAUAAAUUUGUUACUAAUCAUGAAAUUUCUGCGUCAAGCGAUCUUGUUGAUUGACCGUUCAUAUUAUGGGUCUGUUGAAAUCCUAUCAGAAGGAAGAAAACCGCACAGAGCAAUUACUGUAGUCUUUCCGCUUGUCGUGUAUUGCCGGUAAAUAAAAAAUAAAUAGCUCAGAGAAAAUAUACAAUCAUAAGUCAUCUGUGCCCCGUACAUUUAUCGGCUCUGGCAGAAUUUCUUGAAAGGCUCCGUUACAUUUUCAGGCCAAAGGAGACACUGGUCUCACUUCAAUGUGCAGACCCAAUCUCCUUAUAGUGUUUUUUGGAGUGAUUGUCGGAAAAAAAGAAAGUCUGAUAACAACAAGCCAAUCGGAACAAAAGAAAAGAUCACAAGUAGUGACAUAGGACUUAACAUAAAAACAAGGAAACGGCAUUGAGGGCUGGAAAACGCGCACGACCAAUAGGCGGUUGUUUCAACUAGAAAAUCACUCCAUUAUUACAACAUAUUGUGAUAAAAACUUAUCCCCUCAGAUAUGAAGAUGUUCAUAAUCAGGCGUUCAUUACGGUGAUGGCCAGCGGUAGGUGGCUCGGUACACGUUUGGAUUGUUUCGCUUCCUCGUUAGUCGGUGCAGUUGCUCUGGCUGCAAUCUUCGGUAUCUCAAGAUGCCGGUAAGCUCAAGAUUCUAAGUAACGUUUUUGGUUUUUCUAUGUAAAGUAAGAAUUUAUAUAGUCGUGUAUUAACACAGCAUGAACUAAUGAAUAACAAAAUAAGUGUGAAAAUACGAGCACUCUUAUUAUCAACGGGUGGUUUCUAAACACGACAGAAACGUGAGUCUCUCGGGUAGCUUUCAUGAUUCAAAACUGGAAACUUGGGUUGAUAACUCCUCCGUACCUACUAAGCUCGGAGUUAAAACAACAACACUAAGAGAGACGUAAAAAAAUACGCUUUAUUUACUCCCUCCCAUUAAGUGACUCCCUGGACCAGGCUGAGUAACCUAGCCUUGUUAAGUUUACGUAUAUCCUUUGAGCUAUCAAGAGAAAACUGGUCCGGAAUUUAUAAAUUCAAGGUCCAAUUUUUUUUCAGCUUACGCUGGUCUUGCUCUUGUUUACGUCAUCCAAACUCUGACCAUGACUCAAUACGCUGUUAGAAAAACCUCUGAAGUAGAGCCUAAAUACGAGGAAGAACGAACACCCCCACAAGACUGGCCUUGGAGAAAAAGUAUUGUGAUGAGAGAUGUAUCACUGACCUACUAUCCGGGGGAACCUCAAGUGCUAAAAAACAUCAGUCUUAGCGUCAAAGGAGGAGCAAAGAUCGGAGUUGUCGGCCGUACGGGAGCUGGGAAGUUAAUUUGCUUGGCUCGUGUGCUGCUACAGCGAAGUAAAAUCGUCGUCUUGGACGAGCCAACUGCGGAUGUAGACCCAGACACAGAGCAGACGAUUUGGAAUGUAGUGCGGGACAAACUGAAGGAGUCUACUGUCAUCACUAUAGCUCACCGUUUCAACACGAUAAAAGACUGCGAGAAGAUUUUGGUCUUGAAAGAUGGAAAAGUUAAAGGAUUCGACAAAUUUGAUUGA